GCGGCGCUGCUGCGGCCCCGCGGCGGGGAGGCGGCGGCCAGGCUGGGCUACCACAAGAAGGUGGUGGAUCACUACGAGAACCCGCGCAAUGUCGGCUCUCUCGACCGGAACGCCAAGAACGUGGGCACCGGCCUGGUGGGUGCCCCGGCCUGCGGCGACGUCAUGAAGCUGCAGGUGGAAGUGGACGAGAACGGGAAGAUCGUCGAUGCCCGUUUCAAAACCUUUGGCUGCGGAUCAGCGAUAGCCUCGAGUUCGCUGGCAACGGAGUGGGUGAAAGGGAAAACGGUUGACGAAGCGUUGCAAAUCAAGAACACAGAUAUUGCUAAAGAACUCUGCCUUCCCCCCGUCAAACUGCACUGCUCCAUGCUGGCUGAAGAUGCAAUCAAGGCUGCCUUGGCUGAUUACAAGUUGAAGCAGGAUCCAAACAAAGAAGAGCCGGAGAAGAAAGCAAACAACGCCUGAACUGACUGUAAAGCUUGUUCUCAUUCCAGUUAAAUUUGCAGUGCAAUUAUUCUAGCUGUUAGUAGGAUCCUGUGCACUACUAAAUGAAGCUGUAAGAUACGCACAACUUACGCACAACGUGUCACUGUUCAUUUGUGUACGGCCACUCCUGUAGCGCUUACACGACUGGGACGGGGCUGUCUCAGCAGCCUGCGUCCUGUCGCGACUGUGUUUGAAAUAUUAGACUGCUCAGCUGCAGAGAACGUGGUGGCUUCUCUCAGGAGGGAAAAUCCUGCUGUUCUGGUACUGGAAGGGCUGCACUUUUUUUUUUUUUUUUUUUUUUUUUUUUUUUUUGGAAGAUGUAUAGUUUUUGCCUAAUCUUCUACAAAAUUUAGCGGGAAACGUUGCCUUGCUCUUAACGUUUAUGUGACAACUGCGGAUCACUCUGUGUAUCGAUGCUACAUACAAACGUGGGGCAGCGCCUCUGCCUGCAAACUA
This is a messenger RNA of Athene cunicularia (burrowing owl), 939 nucleotides long. It is a transcript of the gene ISCU, whose product is annotated as iron-sulfur cluster assembly enzyme. NCBI's taxonomy places the organism in Eukaryota, Metazoa, Chordata, Aves, Strigiformes, Strigidae. The record is from RefSeq and is a predicted model, not a curated record. Gene Ontology annotation, cellular component: mitochondrial matrix; cytoplasm. The annotation marks the transcript as partial. The transcript has 5 exons. Gene Ontology annotation, biological process: intracellular iron ion homeostasis; iron-sulfur cluster assembly. Gene Ontology annotation, molecular function: ferrous iron binding; 2 iron, 2 sulfur cluster binding.